Messenger RNA from Ostrea edulis (European flat oyster), 7431 nucleotides. RefSeq lists its product as uncharacterized. Bases 608 to 4399 code for a protein of 1263 amino acids. The record is from RefSeq and is a predicted model, not a curated record. NCBI's taxonomy places the organism in Eukaryota, Metazoa, Mollusca, Bivalvia, Ostreida, Ostreidae. The transcript is spliced from 22 exons. Gene Ontology annotation, molecular function: metal ion binding; ubiquitin-protein transferase activity. Gene Ontology annotation, biological process: protein ubiquitination.
AUUGAUGAGAAAUGUCACCAAACUAGAAAGGUCAUUAAACGUUUGCCAUAUGAUAUGGACAUUUCUUCGCUGAGGAUAUAUAUAGCGAGUUAAUUGUUGAUUAAUACAUCAAUGCAUGGAUCUACCCUUUUAUUGCUUGGAUAUGAUUAACAUGUACUUUGCUGGUGUUGAUCGACUGUUUUUACAAGUGUGAAUGUGUCGUACAAAGCACAGCGUGAAAGUAAAAUCCCGAGAAACGCGGGUGAUUCGGAAUGACCUGAAUAGCUGAACACCUAAAUCGACUAUAAUAUGGUGUCAAUGCGUAAAAGUAGUGUUUCUUUGUCAUACUAAAAGAUUACUCUCAAUACAAUCUCAUGAAUACAUACAUGUACGUAAUCAUUUAAUGAAACUUUACAGCUCCUCAUGAGAAUUUUAGUUGCUAUUUUUAGAUGCUCGGGGAUUUCCCGUACAAAACGAUAGUAGAUGUAUUAGGGCUCAAGAUCGGUGAUGAAGUUGUAGCGCCUUUAGCACAUGCUGUGAACAACUUUCUCCUUUUGUGGCCAAAAUGGUGAUUUGUGGGGACAGACAUAGAGAUAAAUGUGGUUGAACUUGAACAUUAGUAAUCAAUAUGGGAAAUACGAACAGCCAAAAGGAAGUACAAAACACCACAGAAGGAUCAUCUGUUGACCCUUUACCCCAACCGAAGCCAGUUUCUAAUGGGGACGUAUCACGUGACAAGCGAACGGUUGAAAACGACACCAAUGAUGAAGACAUUAGAAAAGAUGCAGUGGAAUCAUACAUAGACGAGACAGACGGAAGGGAUGGAAACGAUGACUUUACCUCACUUUCAAACCAAGCUUCGACUUCUCCGACACUUGAUGAUCUGUUGGAUGAAGACAAAAGAGAAAACGUCCAUGAUGUGCUAAAUGACAAAAAAGAAGGUGGGCAAGAAUCUGAAAUCUUGUUGAACAGUAAAAAUAUUCAAGACGAUUUUGAGAAUUCUGCUUCCGAAAAAUCACAGGAUAGUUACAACGUGGAAGAGACUUGUCCGAUUGUUGAUGACCUUGAUCUCAUUAGUGAGGAAAGUGACAAUGCGUCUAGUGAGGAUAUCGAGGAGUUGGAGAUUGAUGAUAAAGACCAGCAGAAAGAGAUAAAGGCAGAAAUCCAAAUGCAGGUGAAGAGAUUCUUUGAAUCUAUUGAGAAAGUGGAGAAUGACCAUCAAGAGAUUCUAAGCUUAAUUAACAAACGUAGCAUGUCUCAGAAAGAACUGAAUGAAGAUGGAUUGAACAUUAUUGCAGAACUUGAAAGCAUCGUUGAGAAGUUCACACAGAGACGGAAAGAAAAAGACGAAGCCAUCCAACACCUCAAAGCGAUUCUGUCCACACUCACAGGGAAACUGAGUGUGAUUGAACAGGAAAUUCAGAAUCUGCAGUCUAGAGAAGAAGUUGUUGAUCUCACUAGAAAAUGCAAUGGAAACGGGCAAUCAGAUGAGACAACGACUGUAAGAAACGGACAAUUAGAUGAGGCAACGACUGUAAGAAACGGCCAAUCAGAUGAGGCAACGACUGUAAGAAACGACCAAUCAGAUGAGGCAACGACUUUAAGAAAUGGCCAAUCAGAUGAGGCAACGACUGUAAGAAACGACCAAUCAGAUGAGGCAACGACUGUAAGAAAUGGCCAAUCAGAUGAGGCAACGACUGUAAGAAACAACAUCACUACUCCAUGGCCAGUACAAACAGCAGAGAAGAAUGUGUCGCAGGAGUCACCACAAGUUGAAACCCGAAAAGAUGGAACUGUUGUCAUAGUUAAGGAACAAAUCAAUAAAGAUGUGGAUAGAAAAGACACAAGUUCUCAUCAAAGCUCAACAGGUCGAACAAUGAAAGAGAAUGCCAUGGAAGAUAGAAGAACACCCCACUUCGACGGAACACAUAAUGCGGAGAGCAGCGAUAAAAGUUACGAAAAUAUUCCAUCUACAGAUUCAAAUACACGGCCAUCAUUACCAGUUCAAUCUCAAGAACUUGAACAAGAGAGACAUACUAACAAUGGAGCUUCGGAGAUCAACAACCGAAGUAACCCUGACAACAACAAGAAUCGUGCAGAUAUGUCCAACUUUCUGGAAACUCAAAAUGUCUUCGCCAGUAAAAGUAAAAAGACCCUUCCACAGACUUACUGGGUGGACAAAGCCAACGAUAUAUUGAUGAAACGUAUCAUUAAUACGGGACAAAGUGAUAUGAUAUGUGGACCAAAUACAGUUCUUUGCCUGGAUACAUCUGGCAGCAUGUGGGGAAACGCAUUUCAGACAAUGAUCAACCUUUCUUUGAAAUUCUUAUCUGGAGUCAAAGAUAACAGUGGAAUUGCGGAAAAGGUUGGUUUGGUUUGUUUUGGAGCAGACACAAGAGUGAUCAGCCAUUGCUGUUUGGAUUUUCCACCACUGAAACGAGAGAUCAAAAAACUUAGUCCAGGUGGUCCGAGCCCCUUGACUGCUGGACUGAUGCUUGCCUUAGCACUGGUCAAAGGCGGAGUGACAAUUCCUCAUGUCAAUGGAACUGGUUUCUUGCCCCGAAUCAUCGUGUUCACUGAUGGCGUGGUGACCCCAGAACUGGUAACAGACUGUGAGGACUACGUUCCCCAGGGAAGAGAUGCGUUAGAGAUUCUUUCGAGUAUAUCUAUGGUGGCCAAUCACUUCCAAAGAAAUGGGAACAGGGUAUAUUUCGUUCCUUUGGGACAGGCCAAUCAGGCUAUGAUAAGUCCGUUGGCUGAAGCUACAUGUGGUAAAAUCAUCCAACCAGCCAACUUUGACAAACUGAUAUACCAAUAUAAAGUUGAGUUUCUUGCUGCAAAUCUGCGUGAACAUUUCCCAAACUAUCAAGAAGCCGAUCUCCACAUGGUGAGGAUGGCUUCAGAGUCUUCAGGAGCCUCACUCAGGGGGAUAGACAUGGAUGAUCUCGUGGAAUAUGUGAGGAAUCCACCUCCAAUGAUACGUCAAGAUGAAGAUGACGAUGAUGAUGAUGAUGAUAAUGAUGGGAAGGGUGCAUAUGAGGGGUCGUCUAACAUGCCACCGAUAGGUACCAGGGUCAGAAGAGGGCCUGAUUGGGAAUCAAAGUUCAACGGACAGGACGGAAAUGGUCCGGGCACGGUAACAAGUCAUGGUCAAGGAGGACAUAUUUGGGUUAUGUGGGAUAACGGACACAGAAACGUUUACCCCUAUGGAAGUGGUAAUAGGUUCGCUGUGAUGGUGGUAGACGAACCCAGACUUUUACAACAGGAUCAGCUUAUUGAAGUGGGUUGCCUCGUUCGAAGAGGUGACAAUUGGCGAGACAAUGAUGAGGAUGGGGGUGCAGGAAAUAUUGGUGUAGUGUUCCGAGUUCAUUCAGAUGCUACAGUUGGUGUUAGAUGGCCGAAUGGACAUAAACGGAGAUACAAAUAUGGCAAACAAGGUUUUUUUGAAGUUGAAAUUUGUGACCCUUUUGAUGAAGAUGUUAGACUUCGAAUGUUGAGUAUGUCUUUCCGGUACCAAGACAGCACUGAUGACAGAAGCAAUAACCGCCCUAGAGUUGAGGACUUCAUAAACACAGACGAGAAAAGAAACAAUAGAAGGACGACCUUGGAAGAAAUGAAUAAAAGAAACAACAUGUGUUCCAACAGGAUAGAGGAUCAGUUAGAAACGGAUUCAAACCCAAUUUCCGAGUCAACGAGAGAGAAAACUGUUGAAGUAAACGACAAAAAUCAAUCAUUUGGAAAUUCUAGAGAUGCAAGCGAAGUAGAGCCAAAGUCCGAUUUGGUUGAAAGGACCAAGGAUUCAAUUAUCAGCGGAGUACCUGUGACUGAGCGAGAAUCAGACUCUGAAGAAAAACAAGUGGAAUUUGUAUCUGCGUUAGCAAACGAUUCUAUCAAAGAAUCAGAACAAGAUAAAAACAAUGUCAGUACUAUUACAAUUAGAAAUCAAUCAUUGAUCGUCAAUGAGCCGAACUGCGUCGGUAAAGCUGAUGAAAAUGAGGAGACGAUUGUCCCAAUAAAACUCCCAGAGAAAUCCGAAUUUUCUCGAACUUCGUCUUCAGAAAUGUCUUCCAAUCUGGAUAAUGGAUGUAAUGUUAUUCCUUUGGACCAGGCUUCCGGUAUGUCUAGUAGUACCGACGAUAUCACCAUCAGGGACGACGUCAAUGUUCACAGCGACAAGGAUACAGCCAAAGAUGAAAAUGAAACCGUGAUAUGGCAGGUCUACGACAGAUACGAAGGCUGGAGGGACUUUCCACCGGAAGUUAACAGGAGGUUAGAAAUGGCUCACCAAAAGAACCCCCAGGGAAUGUUUUCUUACUUAAAGAACCAAAAAAGAUUCCAGGUUCAGUUAUCCAAAAUGAUACAUAUCCAUCCGGUCACCAAAGAAAUGUCUGGAGUGAGGAGAAAGGUCACUGGAGUGUAGCGUUACCAUGGUUACCAACACCAAGUGCAUGUAGUUUGAAAUACUUUCAUUGAUUUGUAACUUAAGUCAACUUGCAUGUAAUUUGUAUUCGUAUAUUGAUAAACAAAAUUGAAAAUAUGCAAGAUUAGUGUAGGAGACUGUGUGCAAGAGAUAACCUUGUUAGUUGAAUUGUCUUCUACUCUUUCGUGAAUACGAUCAGUUACAAUAAGUCUAUUUGUUAUUAACUACGCGUAAAGAAGUGAAAAUUCUGUCGUAUUCAUAAACAUGCAUCGCUGGAUUCAGAGAAUACCGAUCCAUAUUCUUCUAAAGCAUGGAUAUAUAGAAUGCUUUCAGUCAACAAUGUGUUCAUACUCUCUCACACAGAGAGAUAUACAUGUACUUGCAUAAUUGUGAACAACCUUUUUCUGUGUGAUUUGUGUGGGUAGCAUAAUUAUUGAUUUUAUGCUUUAUAAUGACGUUUUUUCAUUCAUUAUCAACACUCUUGAUACUGUAUACAGGUGUAUGUACUUGUGUCUGGGAAAAAAAUAUGUCAUUGUUACUUUUCAGAGUAUUAUUACCUGUCUCAUGCAUUACUUUAAAGCAAUUUUCUUCUACAGUGUAAAUAUUUUUCAUGCAAGGCGAAGAUAACGAAUAGUGAUCAAUCUCAUAACUCCUAUAAGCAAUACAAAACAGAUAGUUGGGCAAAAACUGACCCCUGGACACACUAGAGGUGGGACGAGGUGCCUAGAAGGUGUAAGCAUCCCCUGUUGACCGGUCACACCCGCUGUGAGCCUUAUAUUUUGAUCAGGUAAACGGGGUUAUCCGCAGUUAAAAUCAGUGUGCCAAGAACGGCUUAACAAUCGGUAUGAAACACAUCAGGCAGCAUUUGACCCAAUGAUAGGUUGUAUUGACAAACUAGAUCGUUAUAACGAGCAUACAAUUGGCGAAAUGCUGACUUCAAUCGAGACUGUUGAAACCCCUGUACCAUCAACUUGUUUGUCAGUAGUUUACCUCGAUUUGAAAACUGACUAUACACAGAACAAGCUCUUGCAUAUCGAAUCAGUUGAGAUAUAUAAACACCAUAUGCAGGUGAUAAUGGAAUAUUGCUACUUAAAUAUGGGAAGUUGACGAUGGAGAACCUGAAAUAAUCUCGUUUGUCAUACAGUUCAGUUGUCAGUUUGCCGUUAAUGUCUACUUUCAAUAAAAUAUCUAAGUAUGAAGCAGAAGUGGACGACUCUGUGGUGUCCUUUAUUUCGAGCUCACAGGGAUAUAUCAAAUCGACAUAUGAAUGAAAGCUAUUAUUGUUGAUAGACAAAACGUCAUCGAUAUAUCUAAAUGUCGAAUUGAAGGCCGCAGCAAGAGAUUUUUUCUUCUCACGUAGAAGUUUUUGAAUAAACUCUGCUUCAUAUAAAUAUAGAAACAGGUUAACUAACAAAGGAGCACAAUUCCUGCCCAUGGGAAUUCCAACAGACUGUUGAAAGACCUGAUCACCAAACACCACGAAGAUAUUGUCAAUGAGGAACUCUAGCAUAUUUUUUAUUUCAACUUCAGAGUACUUGUGCGUGGAGUCAGAGUGGUGUUUAACAAAGUAAGUUUUUGAAUGACUGAUCACUAGAUAUGAAUAUUUCCGUUUUCCGUUUUUGUUGAAGAAGCAACUGUCUAUGAUAUCAAAAAUAUCUUUGAUUUAUCGUGAGGAAUGGUAGUGUAUAGUGUUGAAAAGUCAUAGGUUUUAAUGUUAUUGAUUUGGGGAAAAUUCUGCGAUUUCAAGUUUACUAAAAGUUCUUUAGAAUUUUUGAAAAUCCACAUUUGAUUAACACCACUUCCGGCAUAUGUAGUCGCACAGUAGGUUUGAAGUUUUUCCUUCACAGCUGUUAAUAUUUUCGUGAGGAGCAAAGAUAGGGGCUUGGUAGAGCACUUACUGGAUCCAGCAAUGUAUCUUUGUUUGUAAGGGUUUUUAUGUAGUUUAGGAAUCCAGUAUAGGUACGGUAACUCAUAUUCAUUCGCCCCAUUGACUGGGAUAUCAAAUGUGUCUAAAACUGAAGCAUGGUUUUGAAGAAUUUCAUCUUUUGAAAGGGCAGUUGGAGUAUAAGUAUGAUUACCAAAAGUGGAAUUAAUACCAAGUUCGUUUAAAAUACAGUUGUAAUAAUGAGCAUUACAAACAAAGACAAUGUUGUUACAAGGUUUGUCAGCUGGAACCAAAACAUAUUCCUCAUGUAACCUAUCCAAUUCUUUUAUCACUUCUGGUUUACUAAACACAGAAGGAUAGAUGGUACGUACUCUUGUUUUCAUAUGUCUAAUGCGGGAUUUUAAUAUCUAUAUAUAUAUAAUUUUCAUAUAAUUUGAUUAACGUGUCAUUUGUUGUGAACAGUCGUCAAAUAGAAUUAUAUUUUUAAACCAGUGGUUUUUGUUUUAGAUAUCAUUUAUAUACAGCACUAUCUCUCGAUCACGGUAGAAUGCGGUUAGAUAGUCCUCACGUGCUUCUUAUCAUGAUGCAAGUUUCGAGAAGCAAGUUGACAAAAGUGUCAUUUUAGGGCCGCUUACCUCCGUUCAGACCCCCAAUUAUUGUUUCUCUAAAACUGUUCUUGUCCACAAAUCAAUCACAAAAGUUAGUAAUGCAAAAAACAGGACGGAAGGCGGUGUUCGUGAUCUAUUUAUAUUUUUUUUUUUUUUUAAAAAACAAUCAUUGAAUUUUCCUCAGUUUUAUUUAUGUUCAGAUAUUAAUAUUGGGUCUGUAUCCUAUAAUAUACGAUAAAUUCAAUAUACCAUAUAUAAUCGGGUUACUUUUAGGAGAAUUAUGGAAAUAAGAGAUAAGCGUAAAAAUGUCAGAAUGAGUCAAUCAAGCUGUGCAUCGAGUAUCUGUCUUUACAAAUAUUUAUAUACAUAGUAUUAUAAUGCCACAUUUAAAAAUCCAUGGUUUGGAUUCAUUCAUAGAAUUUUAAACAUACAUGUAUGUGGACUCUCUAAUAUAUGAUAUUAAUAGUGUUUUGAGACCUCACCAAAAUGUAACUUAUAUACAUGCAUGUAAAUAUGUCAAUAAAGGUUUUAAAUUACAA